Messenger RNA from Volvox carteri f. nagariensis, 2050 nucleotides. RefSeq lists its product as uncharacterized. Gene Ontology annotation, molecular function: xylosyltransferase activity; glucuronosyltransferase activity. Lineage: Eukaryota; Viridiplantae; Chlorophyta; Chlorophyceae; Chlamydomonadales; Volvocaceae. The coding region runs from base 178 to 1425 and encodes 415 amino acids. The transcript has 2 exons. Gene Ontology annotation, biological process: protein O-linked glycosylation via mannose. The record is from RefSeq and is a predicted model, not a curated record.
GUUCGCUCGCACUGUUUUGUUGAGUAGGUCGUUAGUGUGCGAUUUGUUGUAACGAACGCGCGAUGGUUUGGCAGAGGACGUAACAUAAGGACAGCUAAUAUCGCUCACCGGAGAGCUAUCACCAUGCAGAUUAUACUUAAAGUUUGCUGGUUAGCUCCUAUUCUCCAGACGUGAGCCAUGCGAACCAGCUACGGUCCCAGGGCUGUCUUUCCGCUCCUUGUCGGGGCGUCCCUGGCCGUGCUGCUCGCUUUGGUGGAUGGAAACGUGGAUCAUGCAGCCCUCCUGAUGAAAUGUUCCGAAAGGCAGGACUGCCUUACCAAGCGAACAGUCUGGGAACACUUUACCAGUGACCUACCCAGCUGCUUGGUCAAUGCACGUGUAUGGUGGUCCAGCAAGUCCCUGGGGAUACCCGUGACGCUGGUAACGCAGCUAUCAGCAGAACGGCUGGACCAGCUCAAAGCGCAGUGCGCCACAUGGGGGGGCCCGUUGGCGGCAGCCCUCUACGUACCGCUCCACAACCCCUCGGCGACUGAGCUGUUGGAAACCUCUCGACAGAAACUCGAAGCCAUGAUCGCGCACGCAGACGAACUCUUCCGCAACUCGGAAAAUAAUAACAACGGGCAUGGCUGCCAGCUGCGCCUCGCCCUUAUAUACGAGCUCUUUGCAGAUCCACGCGCACAAAUUUUGUACCCUGUCAAUAGCCUGCGUAACUACGCGCGACUGAUGGCAGACACGGACCUUAUCGCUAACAUUGACGUGGACAUGGUGCCGUCACUUUCCAUCUCCACAGCUCUAGCCGAACCGCAAACCCUAGCUGAGUACACUCGCGCCUGCCGCAGUGGUGCCGUGUACGUGCUGCCCGCCUUUGAAACGCACUGCGGGGGCACUUCGUACGCUGACUCUGUUGCUGUGGACGGCAAGAAGGCGGUGAUACAGGGAAUCAAGAGGUGUGUCCGCCGCAUGCGGCCCAAGGCACCCUUCAGCCACAACUCCACUAAGUAUGAACGAUGGUUUGCGACGGAUGAGGCGUACUCGAUUACCUACGGGCCGCUCUUCGAGCCCUGGUUUAUAAGCUGGCGUUGGGGCACGCUAUGGUAUGAUUACAGGUAUCGAGGCUACGGGAAGAACAAGAUCGUGCAAGCAGCCGCCAUGAACGCCACGGGCGCGAUUUGGCUCGUGUCGCCUCACGGCUUCUUGGUACACCGUCCCCACACGGAGAGCCGCGCGCGCAAGGACUUCCUGCGCGCCAAGUUUAGCCGCAAGGACAUGCAGGCUCUGCGUGGCACGGUGUACGAGCACGUGGAGUCGCUGUGGGAAGAGACCAAGGCAGAGUUUGCUGAUGGCAAGUACGUGGCGCGAGUGGAACGUGACUUCCAGGUCUGCCUGGGGUCGCUGCCUUGGUGGCAAUCCAGUGGUGGGGGGUGAGGAAUGAAGGAGUGAACGGAGGAGGACGGGUGAUGUGCUUUCGUGCGGGUGUAGUGAUGUGAUAUGAUGCUACAGCUCGACAUGGGAAGAGGGCCCAAAGAGUUCAGGCCUUCCUCCCGAUGUGCGGGCGACUGGAUUUGGGUUUGAAGGGUGCUGCUGGGCAUCCGUUAUGUAGUGGAGUGGUACAUGCCAGGCCGGGCUAUCUGAGUGGGGUCCUGAGGCCUGGGGCAGGCGGCCCGCACCGACCACCUGGGCUCUGGUAAAUAACUGGCUAUAAUACAUGUCAUGCGUCUGUGUGCCGCAAAUACGUUCCCCAUAGUGGUUUUACCCCCGAACCCUACUCAGCUCAGUCGUCGAGCACUUGGCUGUUAACUUUCAAGUCAGCUCUAAAAACCAACAAAAUAAUGCAAUUCUUGGACGCUUGGAGUCGUGGGGUCGUAGCUCAAAUGGUAGAGCGCCCGCUUAGCAUGCGUAGCUAAGCGCCGCAUACAGUGUGCGGGAGGCAGGGGGUUCGAUGCCCUCCGACUCCAGGGCGACGCCUUUUGGCUUCUUCAUGUCCCAGCAUCAUGUCCUUUUUUACAGGACCAUGAAAAAUUUCAACUGUACAUGUAAGGACUAGCUCGUC